This is a messenger RNA of Carassius gibelio (silver crucian carp), 2933 nucleotides long. RefSeq names its product calcium release-activated calcium channel protein 1. Gene Ontology annotation, biological process: store-operated calcium entry. Lineage: Eukaryota; Metazoa; Chordata; Actinopteri; Cypriniformes; Cyprinidae. The transcript is spliced from 2 exons. The coding region runs from base 179 to 868 and encodes 229 amino acids. Gene Ontology annotation, cellular component: membrane. The record is from RefSeq and is a predicted model, not a curated record. Gene Ontology annotation, molecular function: store-operated calcium channel activity.
UGGAACAGACGGUCGUGCCAAGCGAGUAACUGGGGUUAGUCAUUUUACAAUCUGAGUAUGUCACAUCGAGUUGAAGGGCUACGGCAAACAUACGAAGGGUAAUCAAGAACAUACAAAGGCGAUCUCUGGAUUAAACCAUAACGUUUCAAAACUACUCAACUAAACGGAAACAAGCGCAAUGAGUUCAAACGAGCACUCGCUUCAAGCUUUAUCGUGGAGACAACUUUACUUGAGUCGAGCAAAACUUAAAGCCACCAGCAGAACCUCUGCUCUGCUCUCCGGCUUUGCUAUGGUGGCGAUGGUGGAGGUCCAGCUGGAGGAUGAUCAUGAAUACCCUCCUGGCUUAUUGAUUGCUUUCAGUGCCUGCACAACAGUGCUGGUGGCCGUCCAUCUCUUUGCCUUGAUGAUCAGCACAUGUAUCCUGCCCAACCUGGAGGCCGUGAGCAACGUCCACAACCUCAACUCCAUAAAGGAAUCGCCACACGAGCGCAUGCACCGCCACAUCGAGCUGGCCUGGGCCUUCUCCACCGUCAUAGGCACCCUCCUCUUUCUUGCCGAGGUGGUUCUGCUGUGCUGGGUGAAGUUCCUCCCUCUGAAGAGUAAAGUUAAAUAUCCCCCGACAGAGAAUGUAACUGUAUCUCUAGUAAGCCCAGGAGAAGCUGCAGCGAUCACCUCUACCGUCAUCAUGGUGCCCUUUGCCUUGGUGUUCAUUGUUUUCGCAGUGCAUUUUUACCGUUCGCUGGUCAGCCACAAAACGGAGCGGCAGCAUCAGGAGUUGGAGGUUCUGGCCAAAAUCACACAGAUGCAAAACCAACUGGAUCACAGGGGAGACAUGUCCAACCUGUCCUCUUCAGCACAUUUGGCGUAGUUGAUGCACUUAGAUGAGCCCUUGAUCUCGUACCAAACAAAAUAUGGACUGUUGUCAUUAUUAGACACUAUAUGAUGGGAAUCAGGGCUUCUGCAAUAUGGUAGUAUCACAGUAUUGUGAUGUUUUUCACGUUAGAUUUUUUUAGUGUACAUACAAACAUUUAUAUAGAUGGGAAAUCAGAAAUUUUAACUGCUAUUCAAAUCUUCUGUUUGCGCACAAAUAAGAGAUAAAAAAUGCAGUUUAAAAAUAGUUUUUCUUACAGUUACAGGAUGGUUUAAAUUUGGCAUGCAUUGGAAGUCGCGAUAGCCUUUUCUUCCCUAUUGUGACGUAUAUAUAUAUGAGUCAAACGGUUUUUCGUACAAGAAAAAAUGUAGGGUGAGACUUGAUUUUGUUUAACGGGAAUUUCUUACAUCAUCAGAAAAGAGAUGAGUAGUUGUUUCAAGAGGGAGGGGAAGAUAUUUUAACUUGAGGCACUUGAGGGCACAUUAAUUUUAGAUCAUCUUUUAUAAUAAAUAGUGCAUAAUCGCAUUAAAAAUAAGAACUGUUAUUGAAUAAGAACAUUAAUUUAAAGGAAAAUAUUACGUAAUACGAUGAUUGGCCUCACUGAAUUUAUUCAAAUUUAGGAUAAAAUAACUUUAAAAAUAAAAUAUAAUGUUUUGAUUCCCUCAUUUCCUUGCUUUGCUCAAUGUUUCACUUUGUUUUAGUGACUUUGGAUGCUUACAGCUUAGAAAAUGUAUCAAAAGCAAAAUAAUAAAGAUUAUUUUUUUAAUAAUAAAGCUUAGAAAAUAUAUCAAAAGCAAAAUUAUAAAGAUUUAGGCCUUAAAAAAAAACAAAACAAAACAAAACAAUCUGAUUGGGUAGUUGAUUGAAUAGGGCAGAGCAGUUUAUUGUUUCAGUUCAGUAUUUCCAUAUACUGAUAGGCCAAAUUAUUACACCCAAUUGCAUAGAAAGUGUUAUGAUCAUCAGUUCAUUUUCUUUUUUGUUCAGUUUAACUGCAUAUAGUCUAAAUAUUUUUUUGACAUUGUGCAAUUAGAACCUCUUAAGUGACAAAGUGUCAUAUGGGUGCAAGUGUCAUUGAAAAUAACAUUUGGUAUAACAUUCUGUAGACCCAUUUCUUAAAACCCACUUUUUAAAAAUUGCUGGAAUUUUAGUAAAAGAUAUUUUGUGAUCCAGUCAAUUUGUAUGUUCAGGUGGAUUUAUGUCAAUCAUUUAUGUGCUCAGGGCAUAUGAAAACAUAUUGGCAUUGCUUCUGUUUAAACCAUUGAGUCCAGAAAUAAUGCUUUCUGUAAGCUAUAUCUUGCAGAAAGGUUACAAAUGUAUAUUAUAAAUAUAUUAUAAAUAUUGUAGUUUUUUUUUUCUUUGUUUGUUGUGUGAAUGCAAAAUGUUGACUUUAACAACAUAUAUUUUAAAACAGCUUUUGAAUUAUACUGGUAUAAUUUGUUUACAUAUAUAAUCUUGUAUUAAAAGUAAUAUCUUUAAUAGGUAUUUUGCACACCUACUGUAAAGUUAUAAUGAAAUAAAAUAUAAGCAGUCAUUUUUUUUAGACUAUUUGGAAGAUAUUUAAAUUUUUCUAUUUUUUUCCGGACAACUUGUUUGUGUCAUAUAUCUUCUGAUAUUACAACAGUUGCUAAUUGACUUGUUUGAUAGAACAUCAUAGAAAAGUCAGUUUUUGCCCUUGUGACAACAAGGUACUAUUUACAAUUUUUAUAAAUAGAUAUAUUUUGCUGGUAGUGUUUUACUGGGAGACACUUUUUGUUUCAGUGUCAUUUCAAAGGAAAGUACCUCAGAUGUUGUGACAGUUUAUAAAGAAAAGAAGUCAGUGCAUUGUUUUCAUAUUUUAUAUAUAGAUAAAAUUUUACCCUUAGAGCAUCCAGGCUGCUAUUCUUUGUAAACUUAUUAAUAUCCCGAGUUAAUAAAGGUUAAAUGAAACCUUAUUUUCAUAUUCCUUGAUUUUAUAAGAUACUAGAGUUGGGAGAUGAUGUUUUAUUUUAUGGUACUUUUUUGUCAGAAUAUUUGUCAAGUAGGAAAUGUGAAUUUGCCAAAUAAAAAUGUGUAAGUGAAAAAA